AUGAUGAUGAUGAUGUCAUUCUUUUAAGUGCGCAACCCUGCUGAAUCCACAUCCGGGUCCUGCGCUUCUGCUGGUGUGCAGAGAUUCGGUCCCGAACGCAGCGGACCAAAAUAGCGGUCAAACCCGACCCCUUACACGUUCAGGACACAGCAUAAAUGGGAAUUAUGCAUCCCUGGUUUAAACAGAUAAGGGUGAUCCGCUCUUUCACAGACUGAAUGCAGAGCAAAACAAUCCGCCAGCCUCUCUCUCUCACCUCCACCGCCGCGCUCAGUUUAUAUCUCUCUCUUUCUUUUCGUCCUUCUCUUUUAUCUGGUUUUUAGCUUCUCCACAGCAGAACUCCCCAGGACUUAUUUUUAGUGGAUUCCUAAGCAGCAGUGAUGGGUGCAUUUCUGGAUAAGCCAAAGAUGGAGAAACAUAAUGUCCAUGGUGAAGGCAACGGCCUGCGCUAUGGCCUGAGCAGCAUGCAGGGCUGGCGUGUAGAGAUGGAGGAUGCACAUACUGCUGUCAUCGGUCUGCCCAAUGGCUUGGACCCCUGGUCAUUCUUUGCUGUUUACGACGGGCAUGCAGGAUCGCAAGUGGCACGUUACUGCUGCGAGCACCUCCUGGAGCACAUCACCAGCAACCCUGACUUCCAGGGUGGAGGCGGAGGAGGAGGUCCAGCUGUGGAGCCCAGCGUGGAUAGCGUGAAAUCUGGAAUCCGUACUGGUUUCCUGCAGAUCGACGAUCACAUGCGGCAGAUCUCGGAGAAGAAGCACGGUGGCGCAGACCGCAGUGGCUCAACGGCUGUCGGUGUGAUGAUCUCACCCCGCCACAUCUACUUUAUCAACUGCGGAGACUCACGGGGUUUGCUGAGCCGCGGAGGGGCUGUGCACUUCUUCACACAGGACCACAAACCCAGCAACCCCUUGGAGAAGGAGAGGAUCCAGAACGCUGGAGGAUCCGUGAUGAUCCAGCGCGUCAAUGGCUCCCUGGCAGUGUCCAGGGCUCUGGGGGACUUUGACUAUAAGUGUGUGCAUGGUAAGGGUCCCACAGAGCAGCUGGUGUCGCCGGAGCCCGAGGUGUAUGCCAUCGAGCGGUCAGAGGUGGAGGAUGAGUUUAUUGUUCUUGCUUGUGACGGGAUUUGGGAUGUAAUGGCCAAUGAGGAGCUGUGCGAUUUUGUUCGUUCACGACUGGAGGUGACUGAUGAUCUGGAGAGGGUCUGCAAUGAAAUUGUAGAUACCUGUUUGUAUAAGGGAAGUCGUGACAACAUGAGUGUUGUGUUGGUGUGUUUUGUUAGUGCACCGAAGGUUUCCCCUGAAGCCGUCAAAAGGGAAGCAGAGCUUGAUAAAUACCUAGAGAGCCGAGUAGAAGAAAUCCUGAAGAGGCAGGGGGAUGAAGGUGUGCCCGACCUGGUACAUGUGAUGCGCACGUUAGCAUCUGAGAGCAUCCCCAACCUACCACCUGGAGGAGAGCUGGCCAGCAAACGGAGUGUAAUUGAAGCAGUAUACAACAAACUUAAUCCAUACAGGAACGAGGAUACAACUUGACUGAAAAUCAGGCACCUCGGGUGCUCUUUACUUCAGCACUCAGCACUUGAUUCUGAUGCUUUUCAUGACUACCAACCUUGACCUGCCACACCUCAGGCUGUUCUUCCAGUUCAUGUAUUUUUACAAACCAGUUCAAGCCUUCCCAAAAUAACAAUGGAACAUUUUCAGUCUGUCAUUUUCCUCUCUUCCAUAUUUAUUUAAUAAUUUGUUCAUGUCGUAUUCAUGUCAUAUUUAUGUUUUAAGGGGCAGUUCAGCCUGCUAAGUGUGAACCCUGAUAGGUUGGUGUGCAUAUUGAUGGGCUUAAGCUGUUUGAUCCAUUGGUGAUAUUUUUCUUUCUUUUGGGGUGGUGCUUUGCUUUAGGUGUAGUCUCAUAGAUUGCUGGGGUUGGGUAAACCCUUAUAGGAACCUGUAGGUUUUUGAGGAAGAUUUUUUUUUUUUUUUUACAGUUCUGCAAAAUAAUGAGUUUCCCUGUGAAUUGGUGUAAAAUAGGCCCAGAGAGGUUGUUGUGACUUUAAUGCUUGUAUUCCAGAUACAGGACUUGUAUUUGAAUUGUCUUAGAAUUGGAAUACACAAACAGCAAUUUUAGUCCAAUACCUGAGCAAAUCUGAAUUUGGGAAACUAUUACAAUAGAACCACAAUAAAUCUGUCUUUUGGAUCACUCUGGACCCAAAUAUGUAUAUCAUUAAUAUAGGGUACUGUGAUUAUAGCCAAAACUGAUAUCUCAAUCGCUUUUGUGCUUUUUUCCAUAUUCAGUGUAGUAUGUGAUUUUCCCCAAUCCAAGGAAGCAUCCUCUCAAGUAAUAGUAAUAAACAGCAGUAUUUACAUACCUAAACACUACCAUCCAAAAGUUUGGAAUCAGCUAGAUUUAAAAUGAAUAAAUGAAUACAGACAUUCCCAUUGUUAAAAAAAAAACAUUACAAAUAAAUGCAGUUCUUUUGAACUUUCUGUUAGUCAAAGAAUCCUGCCAAAAGUAUAGUUUCCACAAAAAUGUUAAGCAUUACAACUGUUUUCAACAUAGAUAGUAAUAAGAAAUGUUUCUUGUGCACCAAAUCAGCAUAUUAGAAGGAUUUCUGAAGGACCAUGACACACUCAAGACUGGAGUAAUGGCUGCUGAAAAUUCAGCUUCACCAUCACAGGAAUGAAUUACAAUGUAAAAUAGAAAACAUCUAUUUCAAAUUUUUAAUAAUAUGUGGUAAUGUUACUGUUUAACUGUAUUUUCAAAUGAUCAAAUAAAUGAUGAAAUAAAUA
Molecule: messenger RNA, 2774 nt
Organism: Cyprinus carpio (common carp)
Lineage: Eukaryota; Metazoa; Chordata; Actinopteri; Cypriniformes; Cyprinidae
Product: protein phosphatase, Mg2+/Mn2+ dependent, 1Aa
Biological process (GO): positive regulation of canonical Wnt signaling pathway; negative regulation of canonical NF-kappaB signal transduction; positive regulation of canonical NF-kappaB signal transduction
Cellular component (GO): cytosol; nucleus
Molecular function (GO): protein serine/threonine phosphatase activity; magnesium ion binding; manganese ion binding
Source: RefSeq, a predicted model, not a curated record